This is a messenger RNA of Gaeumannomyces tritici R3-111a-1, 1574 nucleotides long. RefSeq names its product ADP,ATP carrier protein. Gene Ontology annotation, molecular function: ATP:ADP antiporter activity. Gene Ontology annotation, biological process: mitochondrial ADP transmembrane transport; mitochondrial ATP transmembrane transport. Gene Ontology annotation, cellular component: mitochondrial inner membrane. The transcript has 5 exons. Lineage: Eukaryota; Fungi; Ascomycota; Sordariomycetes; Magnaporthales; Magnaporthaceae. The record is from RefSeq and is a predicted model, not a curated record. The coding region runs from base 187 to 1134 and encodes 315 amino acids.
CCUGUCCUUCCCGACCCAGGGCAAAAAAUUUCGCUCCCAUAAAUUCCCGUCGCAGGAACCGCGAGUUUUUUCACGGCUUCCCUCCAACACCAUCCUUCACAGAGUUCUUUUCUCUGUCCAGUUUCUUUCUUUUCACAUCUCCACUCACUCCCUUAAGUCAAGCGAUUGCUUAGGUCAACCGCCAAAAUGACUUCCAAGGAUGACAUCCGCAUCAUGGGCAUGCCGCCCUUCAUGAUUGACUUCCUGAUGGGCGGUGUCUCCGCUGCCGUCUCGAAGACUGCCGCUGCUCCCAUCGAGCGUAUCAAGCUCCUCGUCCAGAACCAGGAGGAGAUGCUGAAGGCUGGCCGCCUCGACCGCCGCUACGAUGGUAUCAUGGACUGCUUCAGGCGUACCACCGCCGAUGAGGGUGUGAUGGCUCUGUGGCGUGGCAACACUGCCAACGUCAUCCGUUACUUCCCCACCCAGGCCCUGAACUUUGCCUUCCGUGACAAGUUCAAGAAGAUGUUCGGCUACAAGAAGGAGAAGGACGGAUACGCAAAGUGGAUGGCUGGUAACCUGGCCUCGGGUGGUGCCGCUGGUGCCACCUCGCUCCUCUUUGUCUACUCCCUGGACUACGCCCGUACCCGUCUGGCCAACGACAACAAGUCGGCCAAGGGCGGUGGCGCGCGUCAGUUCAACGGCCUCGUCGACGUCUACCGCAAGACCCUGGCCUCUGACGGUAUUGCCGGUCUGUACCGUGGCUUCGGCCCCUCGGUCGCCGGUAUCGUCGUCUACCGCGGUCUGUACUUCGGCAUGUACGACUCCAUCAAGCCCGUCGUCCUGACCGGCAACCUGGAGACCAACUUCCUCGCCUCGUUCGCCCUCGGUUGGUGCGUCACCACCGGUGCCGGUAUCGCCUCUUACCCGCUCGACACUGUCCGCCGUCGUAUGAUGAUGACCUCUGGUGAGGCCGUCAAGUACAGCAGCUCCCUGGAUGCCUUCCGCCAGAUCGUCGCCAAGGAGGGUGUCAAGUCGCUCUUCAAGGGUGCCGGUGCCAACAUCCUGCGUGGUGUCGCCGGUGCUGGUGUCCUGUCCAUCUACGACCAGCUCCAGCUCAUCAUCUUCGGCAAGGCCUUCAAGGGUGGCUCUGGCUAAAUGUCUCGGCCAACCCCUCUGUAUAAUUUCUUGGGAGUCAGUCGGGUGAGCGGUGACGUCUGGCCCAAGGCCAGCCAAGCGCGACUUACCCGAGCCGUCUCAGGGUCGGAUGUUUGAAUGGGGAGUCGGACGGUAGAUUCGGUUGGAGGUUUCCACGGCGAACGUGGCACCUCAGCUUCCGAAGGACUUUGCGGACGUUAAAAAGGCUAGCGGGGCGUUUGGCAUCUUUCCUUGUGCCUGGCCGACUUUUUUCUCGACCGCUGUAAUUUAUACAAUCUAGGCCAGUUUCCCCGGUGUCUUCCUUGCAACGAUCGUCUACGCUCGAGAUAUCCUGGGUUAUAUGGUCGGGUUUCCUUUCAUCGCACGACUCGAUAGAUUCCUUUUUGGUAGCUGCGGUUCCAGACCGUCAAUGCCAUGAUUUCCUUGAUAAACAUCGUUGU